AUGGCGGAGGUACGGCAAGAGGUGGAGCGUGAGGAACGUGAGCGCGAAGAGCGCAAGCGCAGAGGCGACAGAGCUGCAACCGCUGUUAACAAUAAAUUUGACGACUAUCCAAUAUAUGAUUACCGUAACAAUAAAAUUAACAAUAUUGGUACAGUAAUACUGAAUUGCGUUGAUCCUGAUUUGAAUACUGAACAAAAGACAGACUUUGUUGUUGUGGAUGACACACAUGCUCCAAUUCUAGGGUUAGAAACUAACAUAGGGAUGACUUCAUCAAGCAACACAUUUAGUGGUUUAGGUAAAUUUCCAGGGACUGUUUCAAUAGCAUUGGAAGAUGGGGCUACUCCUUGUUUGCACUAUAAAAAGAGAAUUAAAUUGAGUAUGUUAGAGCGGUUCAGCCGUAAGAUUGAAGAGAUGGUGGGUAAUAAAGUUAUAUCGCCAGUAAAUUAUCCUACAGACUGGGUGCAUAAUGUACAGCUGGUAGAAAAGAAAAACGAUAUUCGAGUUUGUCCGGAUCCAAAACCAUUAAAUAAGUGCAUAAAACGUGAACAUUUUCUGAUUCCAACCUUCGACGACAUUACCAGUCAAUUAGCUAACAAGUAUAUAUUUACUGUACUCGAUCUUAGUAGUGGGUUUUGGCAAAUGGAAUUGGACGAGCCAAGUUCGAACUUAACGACAUUUAUGACACCGUUUGGCCACUAUAAAUUCAAUCGCGUGCCCUUUGGUUUAAAUUGCGCACCCGAAAUGUUUCAAAGAGAAAUGGUCAAACAUUUCGGCGAUAUCCCCGGGGUCAUAAUUUAUUUUGAUGACAUGGCAAUUGAGGCAGAGGACUUAGAACAGCAUGACGAGACUCCCGCAAAAGUUAUUGCACGAGCAGUCGAAAAAGGCAUAAAAUUAAAUCCAGAUAAAAUUCAAUAUCGUCAAACGGAAAUGAAAUUCAUGGGAUGUAUAGUUUCAAAAGGUACCAUCAAACCGCAUAGUAAAUAUUGUGAAGCAAUUCGCGGACUUAAGAAACCAAAGAAUAAAAGCGAUGUCAUGUGA
Rhagoletis pomonella (apple maggot) is the source of this 1038-nucleotide messenger RNA. RefSeq lists its product as uncharacterized. Bases 1 to 1038 code for a protein of 345 amino acids. NCBI's taxonomy places the organism in Eukaryota, Metazoa, Arthropoda, Insecta, Diptera, Tephritidae. The transcript is spliced from 3 exons. The record is from RefSeq and is a predicted model, not a curated record.